Messenger RNA from Meloidogyne enterolobii, 593 nucleotides. NCBI's taxonomy places the organism in Eukaryota, Metazoa, Nematoda, Chromadorea, Rhabditida, Meloidogynidae. The record is from the annotation of a GenBank genome assembly.
UUUUUCUAUUUAAAAAAGAGGGUGGUUGUCUGUGAAUCGAUUUUGUUUUUUUGUUGUUGGUCUUUAAAGGUGGGACUUGGAUUUGGCUUUUGGAUUUUUGACUGACUGAGUAUUGAGUGAAAUAAAAAAAUUUACACGUAGCGUAUAGAGGGAAAGGAAUUGAAAAAGAUUUAAAGCUUUGGCGAGAAUUAAAAAAUUUUUUGAGAAAUAGUAAACUGUCAAAAAAUUUAUAAAUAUUUUUAAAAAUUUUUAGGCUUCAUUUUCACUUGGACAAGCAGGAUAUAGUGUCUACAAGUAAAAAGACAAUAACUAUAAUUUUUAUCUAAAAUUUAAAAAAAUGCAGAUAUAUUCCAUGGGGACCAGUUGAGGAUGUUCUCCCAUAUUUGUCUCGUCGCGCGCUCGAAAAUGGCACAAUGCUAAACAAUCUAGGCAAGGAACGACGUCUACUUUGGGGCGAAUUGAAGCGUCGUUUAAGCGGUGGGCAAUUUUUCUAUAAGCCUCCAAAAUCUGGAAUUUGUUCUUCUCCACCUGUAAUUUUAUCUAAUGAUACUGCUCCAACCAUAGAUAAGUUUGACAUUGUACGUGGUCAAUAA